Molecule: messenger RNA, 499 nt
Organism: Rhincodon typus (whale shark)
Lineage: Eukaryota; Metazoa; Chordata; Chondrichthyes; Orectolobiformes; Rhincodontidae
Product: plasma membrane calcium-transporting ATPase 1-like
Exons: 2
Coding region: 208-447 (79 amino acids)
Source: RefSeq, a predicted model, not a curated record
GAUUUUCAACUGAAGGAUUGCAUAACGAGUGAAUAUGGAAACAAGUCAUUGGUUAAAUAUUGGAAUUCUUAAGUAAUCACGUUGGAUAAUAUGCAGUUCCUUUACUGAUCACUGUUAUCUGGAGGAAUCACAUUUGGAAUCUAGCUUGGCCGGAUUACUGCAAGUUUUUUGCCACCUUUAAAGAUUUUACACUAAGGAUUUUCAGACAUGGGUGACAUGAAUAAUACAGUGAAGUAUCUUCCAAGGAAAGCAAUAGAUGAUCACGAUGAAGGGCAGUUUGGUUGCACACUUAAAGAGCUCCGUGAUCUUAUGGAACUGCGAUCUAUAGAGGCUGUGCACAAAAUAGAAGAGUGUUACGGAGAUGUCGAAGGACUUUGUACAAGAUUGAAAACUUCACCUGUGGAAGGACAACUGGAUGACUCAAAGCUAAAAUCCAAAUUCCGGUAAUAAGGAAGACUAGUUGGAUGUUGGCCUUCAAAAGGAAUGGGAUAUAAAAGGU